GUACAAACUGCGGUUAUUCGCGCAAGUCAUUUUCUCAAACAGAGAGAGCUGCUCACCAGGACCUGCUAUCACCGGGAAGAGCAAACGUGACUGGGCUUCCAGUUCGAAACUACUUGAAAUAACUUUCCUAUUGGCCAUCGGUUCCGAUCCCAGCUAAAGACCGACUGACACGUCUUCUCCGAAAUAUGUAUGGAGCGUUUCCAUGCUCUCCUGGCACUUUCUCAGACAUGCAUGUCUCUUACUUCCUGCCGCUUGUUUGGGAACGUCUCGAAGCGUGUACAAUUCGAAACCCCUACCCUACCCUGGCGGUGUAUGUUCGGUACAUGCAUACGCGACCUUUAUGCUCAGGCGUAAUGCUUCUUAUGCAGUACAAUCUCUGUGGACGCUGCCCCGGUUCUCAGCUAAUACCGUGUGCCAGGAAUUGGCGCGCUGCCUCCCCCCUCCUGCUCAAUCUCAAUACGCUCCAGAUUUGUCGGAUUAGGGUCGCCGAAAGGCCCUGUAUCAAGCCUUUCCACAGGACGCGUGUUUAAAACAGUCACAGUCAAAACACUUGUUUUCCCUCCGAAUGGCGGCACUGUGAAGUACAAAAAAGUCGCGUGCACCACGAGGACCAAGUCGGUGAUGGCGAAUACUGUGGACGGGUUGAAAGUCUCGAUGUGCGCUUUGUAGGUGACGGGCAGUUGUUGGUAGACUAUGAUGCGAAAGAUGAAGGCGAUACGUGACCUCCGAACGAUCUAUAUUUGCAGCCCGCAUAUGACAAGAGUAUGUGCUACGAUCGUAAAAGCCUCGCAUUAUUCUAAUUCCUAACGGGGUGACCUGAAGCAUCUCAGCC
Molecule: messenger RNA, 832 nt
Organism: Guyanagaster necrorhizus
Lineage: Eukaryota; Fungi; Basidiomycota; Agaricomycetes; Agaricales; Physalacriaceae
Exons: 2
Coding region: 203-481 (92 amino acids)
Source: RefSeq, a predicted model, not a curated record